This is a messenger RNA of Miscanthus lutarioriparius, 486 nucleotides long. The record is from the annotation of a GenBank genome assembly. Lineage: Eukaryota; Viridiplantae; Streptophyta; Magnoliopsida; Poales; Poaceae.
AUGGGCAUCUCGAGCAUGCCGGCGCCCAAGGACAGCCUGCUGGGGUUCGUGCUGUACAACGCGGCGGCGUCCGUCGCGAUCCUGUCGGGGCUGGUGCGCGCCGCGCUGCUCUUCCUGGGCGUGUCGGCGCCGUCGUCGUCCCCGUGGGAAGCGGAGGAGGAGCGGCAGCAGUCGGUGACGGUCACGGCCGUGGGGCCCACCCUCGCGGACCGGUUCCGGAGCAGGUUCCGGCCGUCGCGCUUCGGGCGGCGCCGCGGCGGUGGCGCGGGCUCGGGAGGGGCGGACUGCCGCGUGUGCCUGGUGCGGUUCGAGCCGGAGUCGGUGGUGAACCGGCUCCCUUGUGGACACCUCUUCCACCGCGCCUGCCUCGAGACCUGGCUCGACUACGACCACGCCACCUGCCCGCUCUGCCGCCACCGCCUCCUCCCCGCCGCAGACGACGAGCUCCGCCAGACCGUCCCGGAGCCCCGCCUCGUCCGGUUCUAG